GUAGGUAAUUUAGUCGUAAAUAGCGCGUUCGGCUGUUUGUUCGUGUGUCCUGUUCUUUUGUUGUGUUUACGCGGAGCGGUGUGUGAUGUGCGAACGUUUGUUGCACGCUGAUAUGAUCGUCCAUUUGUUUAGUGUUUGAUUUAUUCUUCGUUCGUUAUGUUUAGAUGGUUAUUUUUUCGCCUGGAUUUUUCGUGGUUUUCCGAUUUGUGAAUGCUUCGUAUUCUUAAACUAUGUUCAUAAUAUUUUUAACGAAAUUUUAUAUUUCUAUACUUAUCGAUCGUGUUAGUUAAAGUGUUCGACCUUUGGGUAUACAUCUUUUCUAUUCAUUCGACGGUUUCGACAUUUCUUCACAACCAGCCUGCUUGGCAUCUAGUCAGAUGAAUGCAUUUUGGAAAGUUCAACCAUUACCUAGUACUUUACAUCGUGAUUAUAUCGACUGUGAUGGUAUUAACCUAAUACAUCAUUUAUGAUUUCCUGUCAAUUAUCCGCUUCUGCAUCUUCGGUUAAUAUGUCCCGGGUUAGCCUGACUCGGCCCUCCAGUAGGACAAGGAUCAGGAAAAUCAGUAGGACUGAAAGCGAAUGCUCCGAAAGGAACGAAGAAUGUACUCGUCUUACCGGUAUGACCGACUCGACCGGGGCCAUGGAUGCGGGCCUCAGUCCACCACAGGAAGAAGAUACCUAUUCCUAUUGCGAAUACCAUGAUUUACCUCCGCCACCGGACGGCGGAUACGGUUGGGUCAUCGUAUUCGCCAGCUUUAUGUGUAACAUGAUCGUCGACGGUAUUGCAUACACGUUCGGCAUAUUCAUCGGUGAUCUCGUGGAUAAAUUCGGCGAAGGCAGAGGGAAGGUGGCGUGGAUCGGUAGUUUACUAUCUGGAAUGUAUCUCAGUGCUGGUCCGGUGGUGAGCGCUUUUUCAAACAAAUUCGGAUGUCGAGCAGCCUGCAUAUGCGGAAGUAUCAUCGGCACGGUAGCCUUCAUAUUGUCGAUAUUUUCAAAGAACUCCACCGUCAUGAUGAUAACUUAUGGCUUUAUGGGUGGUAUCGGAUUCGGAUUCAUAUAUUUACCGGCGGUGGUUGCGGUGAGUUACUAUUUCGAAACGAAACGUUCAUUGGCGACUGGAAUAGCGGUUUGCGGAUCUGGUUUUGGAACUUUCGCGUUCGCGCCGUUGGCUACGUAUUUGCUGGAGAAUUACGGAUGGCAAGGAGCGAACAUCAUUUUAGCCGGACUCAUUCUGAAUUGCGCGGUAUUCGGAGCCCUAAUGCGUCCGCUAGAAUAUCCCAAAGAAUCAAACUGCAAACCGUUGCUGCAACGAAUGGCCGACGAGAAACGCCUUCAAAUGGAACGAGGCUCGAUCGGCGGCUCCUAUUUUAUCGUACAAAUGCCAGAUGGCUCGAUGGAAAAACGCAUGAAACUGCCUUUGAACAUAGACCCGGGUGUACACUCGAGCUUCAACCUAGACCAGCUGGUACCCGGCACGCCAAUAACGCCAGUACCAACGAUGGCCGUACUGCCUACAAUUACCGAAGUCAAAGUACCCGAGCACAGCGGCUCCAGCAACAACUCCAGCAGCGGAGGUAGCGCCAACGACGUGAAAAUCGAAAAAGGCAAAAAGAAAAAAGACACUAUCAAAGAAGAGGCCGAAAGUCAGAAAAAUAGCAAAGUCGAUUUGAACGAGAAAAAAGACGACGACCAAGAACAAAAUGACGAAGACGAAAAAUCUCCGACGUCCGAUGGUAAAAGCGAAAAAGAAGACGACGAUGCGAAAACAUCCAAUAAAAAUAUCGCCGCCGGUGGCAAAGAUGUGGAAAAAAGCCCCGAUAUAAGGGUAACGAUGCUGCCGCGUAAUCAGUCACAGCCGGCGUUUACGACUCAUGUGCAAGGUAUACCGAAAAACGGAUCGGUGCCGUUUUUCGAUCGUAUACGAAAGACCAGCGCUAGCGAAAGAUUUAGACCGUCGUUGGGACCGAUCAAAGUUUCACGUCCGAAUGUCAAUUCGAACGGCGAUGUUAGGAAAUCCGUACAUUUAAGGUUAUCCAAUGCUUCCAUCGUCGGCAGCAAGAAUAAUAAUGCUGAAGAUAUGUGGUCGAAGACCGAUAUGGAUGCCGAAAGUGUUCGUUUCGCCACCUCACGCGGCAGCAUAAUCCAACGUAAAGAAAAAUCAGAAAUGGUCCGACCAAUGUCGCGGAAAGAUAUCUUCUAUUCGGGUAGCGUUAUGAAUUUACCCGAAUACCAGUCGCAGAAAUCGUUACAAAGUUAUCGCCAAAGUAUUAUGUCGAUACCGAAAUACAGUCGGGAGAGAUUGACGUCCGAAAAUGCGGAUACAGAGAAAGGAUCUUCCGAAGAUUGCUCUUGCGGAUUAUCAGAAUCGUUCAAAUCGGUAUUGGCGUCCAUGUUGGAUAUGUCUCUGCUGAGAGAUCCGGUGUUCAUGUUGAUCGGUGUUAGUAAUAUAUUCGGCAUGGCCGGAUUAUACGUACCGUUCGUAUAUCUAGUAGAAGCCGCCAAAAUGGAGAACAUCAGCGCAAAUCAAGCUUCGUUCUUGAUUUCCAUUAUCGGUAUUACGAAUACAUUCGGACGUGUGAUUUGCGGCUACAUUGCUGACCUACCUUGGGUAGAUUCUUUGUUCCUAAAUAACAUAUGUUUGCUGGUGAGCAGUAUUUCAGUGGCUGCGACGCCGUUCUGUCAUACGUACGCACAAUUUAUCAUUAUGGCCAUAUUCUUCGGUAUCGCAGUAUCCGGUUACAUUUCCUUAACGUCCAUCAUUCUGGUAGACCUUCUCGGUCUGGAUAAGCUUACCAACGCUUUCGGCCUACUUAUCCUAUUCCGCGGCGCUGCCGCCAUUGUCGGAUCACCUUUAGCCGGCGCCGUAUACGACGCUACUAAAUCGUACACGGUGCCAUUCUUGAUGGCCGGCGGAUUCUUCUUCAUAUCGGCCAUAACCAGUUUCAUGGCACCGGCUAUGAAACAAUGCGUAACACCCGAAACCCGGCCGCCCAUUUUGGAUAUCCUGACGCCGAUAGACGAAGACGACGAAGAAGAAGAAGACGACGAAAUCGGCGAUAAUAAUGGUAUGGUUAUACCUGAAAUAGUCGAAACGACUCCGUCACCGGUGCUACAUAAAGCGCCCCCUCAUCAAGAAAUUAAACAAAUCGAAUCCGUUCUUUAAAAAUAAUAUUUUAAUACCUAUAUUAUAUAAAUGUGUUUCGCUCCAUAUUUACCCCUGUCCCCGUCCCUUUCCCAUUUUGAUUUUAUGUGUCCCCCUGUUUCAUUACUCUUUUACCCUGUGCCCUGGCCCCAAUCUUCCCACCCCGCUCCCAUAUCCAAUUUCCUCUCGCCUUGUGUACUUAUAUAAUUUUGUUUUAUUUUAUUACUGAAUUUAAUGAUUUUUCUCCUUAUAUAUACUUUUUUUUUCUUUCUUUUUUUUGUUUGCGUUUAUAUGUAAUACACCAAGUAUUUUUAUGGAUUUUAAUUAUUCCAUAAGUUUAAUUAUGCAUAUAAGCGUACCAUUAGGUGUACUUAAUUAUUGAAAAAAAACAAUUUGUAUUACGCGAUUUUAAUUUUUUCCCCUUUUUUUUUGGAUUUUUUUUCGUCUGAAGUGAGAGCGUGUUUGAGUGUGCGCGCGUUAUAUUCUUAAGUAUAAAAUAUACCUAUAAGCGAAAAAAUGUAUUAUGUAUAGUAUAUACGAAGACGAUAUGUUGAACUUUUUAUUGCAAAAAGAUAAUGUAUAAAUUUU
This is a messenger RNA of Planococcus citri (citrus mealybug), 3730 nucleotides long. RefSeq lists its product as uncharacterized. The transcript has 9 exons. Gene Ontology annotation, biological process: monocarboxylic acid transport; transmembrane transport. Gene Ontology annotation, cellular component: membrane. Gene Ontology annotation, molecular function: monocarboxylic acid transmembrane transporter activity. The coding region runs from base 467 to 3163 and encodes 898 amino acids. NCBI's taxonomy places the organism in Eukaryota, Metazoa, Arthropoda, Insecta, Hemiptera, Pseudococcidae. The record is from RefSeq and is a predicted model, not a curated record.